GAGGUGGAUAUAAUUAUUCGUACAUCUUCAAAUACAUUAUUGUCGGAGACAUGGGUGUCGGGAAAAGUUGUCUUAUGCACCAAUUCACGGAGAAGAAAUGGUAUUUUUAAAGUUAUCCCGGAUUGUCCACAUACCAUUGGCGUGGAAUUCGCUACCAAAAUAAUCGAACUUGAUGAUCAAAAGAUUAAGUUGCAGAUAUGGGAUACUGCAGGUCAGGAGCGUUUUCGUGCGGUUACCCGGUCAUAUUAUCGGGGUGCUGCUGGCGCGCUACUGGUGUAUGACAUAACCCGAAAAUCCACAUUUAAUCGGAUACACACCUGGCUUUCGGAUGCCCGACGACUUACCUGUCACAACACAGUAGUUUUCCUAAUAGGCAACAAGGCCGACCUAGAGGAGCAACGUGACGUUAGUUACGAAGAGGCGAAACAACUGGCUGACGAAAACGACCUGAUGUUUCUGGAGUGCAGUGCCAAGUCCGGAACCAAUGUGGAUGAUGUAUUCAUUGAGACUGCACGCAAAAUUUACCAGAAUGUUCAAGAGGGGAACGUCAACCUCAACAGUGCCGAAGGAGGUAUCCUAAGCAAGGGUUCAAUCGGCUCGGGCAACUGGUUAGAGCGCGAAUUUACUGACCGGAAGGUUCGUGGUUCGAACCCGACCUCUGCCUCUCGACUUCCCCUGGCUAGACUUCAGCAACCUGGCAGUAUUCCGGCCCUCGUGUCUCCUUCGUGUGGCAUGGCAGCUAGGCAUCGGAAGGGUGCUACAGCUGAACGAUUCGCAUCUAGCAAUUUUCAAACCCAAAACACUCCAUUAAUAUCUACACCCUAUACCAUUCAUUUACGCAUAGAUCAGCUGUGCCCCUCCCCACCAAGCGAUUUGUUUGUGCGAACCUUUGACGAAUUCUGGGUGGGGACCGAGAUACGGAGCAGAACUAGCAAAGUUUGUGUGACACCCAAAGCCGAUUCUAGGGAUACGUCGGUGGGAUUGGAAAACAUAACAUGA
Opisthorchis viverrini is the source of this 999-nucleotide messenger RNA. RefSeq lists its product as hypothetical. Lineage: Eukaryota; Metazoa; Platyhelminthes; Trematoda; Opisthorchiida; Opisthorchiidae. The annotation marks the transcript as partial. Gene Ontology annotation, molecular function: GTP binding; GTPase activity. The record is from RefSeq and is a predicted model, not a curated record. Gene Ontology annotation, cellular component: Golgi apparatus. The transcript is spliced from 6 exons.